GAUGAUAGUCUAACUUUGAGCAACGUAGAAAUCAACACGACAGCACGGGACCUAAACUCAGGACUUAAACUGUCAAACUUGCCAACCGAACACUUUCUUCGAAGACAACGUCAAACCUUUCAAUCAUUUUUCAUUUUCGUGAUCUUCUGAAACGAUGAUGUAUACCGCUUUCAACACAGAUUGCGACUCUUCAUCCCGCUGCAGCACCGCUUCUCCAGUUGGUGACAACCUAGCAUACUACCCUUCUCCUGCGGGAUCAUAUUCAAGCAUGGGAUCUCCCCAAUCUCAGGACUUCACUGACCUGACAGUGGAAAGUGCCUCCUUCAUCCCCACAGUCACAGCCAUAUCUGCGAGCCCAGACUUGCAGUGGAUGGUCCAGCCGCUUAUUUCGUCAGUGGCCCCUUCUAACAGACGCAAUCCCUACAGCUCAAGCCCCAGCCCAUCCUAUUCAAGGGCAGCAAUGAAGUCCACAAGCAACAAGGGCCACGGUUCUUCCAGGAGGAGCAAGAUGGAACAGGUUUCAGCUGAGGAGGAAGAGAAAAAGAAAGUCCGCAGAGAGAGGAACAAGCAGGCAGCAGCCAAGUGCCGCAACAGGAGAAGAGAGCUUACCGACACUCUCCAAGCUGAAACUGAUGAACUGGAGGAUGAGAAGUCAAGCAUUCAGAACGAUAUUGCCAACCUACUGAAGGAGAAGGAAAGGCUAGAAUUCAUCCUGGCCGCCCACAAGCCUAUCUGCAAGAUCCCCUCUGACCUGAACUCUGGAUUCCACACCACUUCCCUCUCUCCCAUCGAGCUAAUCCCACAGCCCCAGAAUACCAUUACUGUGGCACCCACCAGCCAGGCCAACACCAUAUCCACCUCCAUCUCCCUCUUCUCCAGCAGCCCUCUCCUCUCCAACGCCUCCAACACCAGUGGUGCAGUCAAGAUGUCCGACCUGGACUCCACGCUCGAGGAGUCUCUCGACUUGCUGGCCAAGACAGAGAUGGAGACGGCGAGGUCGGUUCCUGAAGUGGACCUGUCCAACUCACUCUACAACCAGGACUGGGAGCCCCUCUACACCUCUGCCAGCAAUGACUUUGAGUCCCUGUGCACACCUGUAGUCACCUGCACUCCCUCCUGUACCACCUACACGUCUUCCUUUGUGUUCAGCUACCCAGAGGCAGAAACCUUCCCCACCUGCGGUAUCGCCCACAGGAGAGGCAGCAACAGCAACGAUCAGUCCUCCGACUCCCUCAGUUCCCCCACCCUGCUAGCUCUUUAAAGACACUCUUCCUUUCAAAUUAACACUUUAUCCAGAGCACACGUACUUGAUGUUAUGUAGAUGUGCAAAUAACAAAUCGCAGGGCUAUGGAAAGGACUUCUACUACCAGGAAGCAAAUCUGUUAUGGUUGUUAUCAUUAUGAUUUGUUCUUAAUCUGAACUAACUAUAUUAGCCUACUUGUCUCUUCUUAUGUAGCAAGUAUAAGCAUGUUUUAACUAAUACCACCUAAUAGUCUGAGUUUACAAAAUAGACAAUUUAUAUUACAUUUUAUGGUGCUAGAUAACCCAAGUUGAUGUAGUGUUGCUAUAUGUUGUUCAGAGCAAUAGAUCUUGAGCUAUUUUGUUUUCUGGUUGAUGGAAUGUGAGAGUAUUGUGUUAUUUAAAACAUGAUGUGCUUUAACCAUGGUCUGAGUGAUGUAACUUAGUAUGAAAGUUUUCUGUGAAAACGUUAGCGUUUUUAAUUUAUCAAAUCUAUUUUUUUACAUAGUGUUUAAAGGGAACAAAUGCAAACUGUUGAUCAUUGUUUGCAAACCUUGUAACAAAAUAAAUAUAUGACAUUUAAAUAUA
Molecule: messenger RNA, 1827 nt
Organism: Hypomesus transpacificus
Lineage: Eukaryota; Metazoa; Chordata; Actinopteri; Osmeriformes; Osmeridae
Gene: fosab
Product: v-fos FBJ murine osteosarcoma viral oncogene homolog Ab
Exons: 4
Coding region: 155-1261 (368 amino acids)
Biological process (GO): regulation of transcription by RNA polymerase II
Cellular component (GO): nucleus
Molecular function (GO): RNA polymerase II cis-regulatory region sequence-specific DNA binding; DNA-binding transcription factor activity, RNA polymerase II-specific
Source: RefSeq, a predicted model, not a curated record